AUGUCUUAUUCUGCCAGCGACUCGACUCUCUUCCUCAUCGUUGCUAGCAUUGUCACUUUUCUCUACGUUGCCACCCACAAAAUGUUCGGCCACGACCCUCGUGAGCCGCCGCUGGCUCCGCAAUCAAUUCCAAUUGUCGGCCACAUGGUUGGACUUGCGCGGAGCAGUUUCAACUAUUAUGUCGACCUCAGCCAUCAAACUGGUCUGCCCAUCUUCACCAUGACCCUCCCGGGCCAGAAGAUGUACGUGGUGACGAAGCCGGGACUCAUCCAGGCGGUACAAAAACAGCAUAAGACGCUUGCAUUUCCACCUAUUGAGGCCAAGUUCGCAUCCAAGGUCUGUGGAGCCAGUCUUGAGGCGCAGGCGAUCCUGGACAAGAACAUCAAUGGCGAUGAGGGCGAUUUCGGUCUUUCAAUGGAAUCUUACGCCGGCAUGCGAGCUGCGCUCAAGCCCGGUUCGGGGCUCGACGACAUGAAUCGCAAUAUGAUCCAUGAAAUUGCAAAAUCCCUCGAUAUUUUGCAACCUGUCAAGGGAGAGUCUCGUACAGUCAGCUUGAAUACCUGGUUGAGGGAUGCCAUCACGACGGCUACUACCAGGUCCGUCUACGGCCCGAUGAACCCGUAUGACGAUAAGGCGAUUGCAGAUGCUUUCUGGGAAUUCGAAAGCGGUCUCAUGUCAAUCUUAGUUGGUUUUCUUCCUUCCAUUACCGCUCGAAAGCCCAUUGCGGCUCGAGAGAAGGUUUCCAAGGCAUUUGAAGCAUACUACAAAGCCGGCGGAGUAAAGAAAGCUUCGGUUCUCGCUCAAACCCGAUAUCAAGUAGAGAUUGAUAACAAUGUUCCGCUAGAAGACAUCGCUCGCUACGAGGUUGGAGGCUCGAUUGCUAUUCUAGUGAACACGGCGCCUGCAGCGUUCUGGACUCUUCUAUUACUCCAUGCUCAUCCAGGUCUUCUAGACGACAUUCGGAAAGAGGUUGACGCCUUCACUGAAACAACGACUGAGAACGGCACCACAGUCAAAACCAUUGAUAUCACUACCCUUAAGGCGAACUGCCCCUUACUACUGUCUUCCUACCAGGAAGUUCUCCGCCAUCGUUCUAUGGGAACCUCAGUACGCGAGGUGAGGGAGGAUACCUACCUCGAUCAAUGGCUGCUGAAGAAAGGUGCUAUGUUGCAGAUGCCUAGCCGUGUCAUCCAUCAGGAUGCUAGUAUAUGGGGCUCCAGCGUCACCGACUUCAACCCACGCAGGUUCCUGCCAGAAGAGGCCCAGAAUCGUCCGCGUGAUGUCUGCUUCCGCGCAUUUGGUGGUGGGAAGACCCUCUGUCCAGGCCGGCACUUUGCGACGAACGAGGUUCUCGCCGUAGUCGCCGUUUUUAUUGCAAGACUAGACAUGAAACCUGUCGAGCGUGAAUGGACGCUUCCAACUACUGCAAAUACCAAUGUUGCUGCUGUCAUCAUGGAGCCCGAUAAUGAUAUUGACGUUGAAAUUAAGACGCGAAAAGGUUUCGAGGAUGUUAAAUGGGUUAUCAACCUUGAUAAGUCGGACAAGAUUUUUGCGAUGGUGACUGAAGAUAGCACCGAGGCGACGUAG
Molecule: messenger RNA, 1587 nt
Organism: Talaromyces proteolyticus
Lineage: Eukaryota; Fungi; Ascomycota; Eurotiomycetes; Eurotiales; Trichocomaceae
Product: putative cytochrome P450
Exons: 3
Coding region: 1-1587 (528 amino acids)
Molecular function (GO): heme binding; monooxygenase activity; oxidoreductase activity, acting on paired donors, with incorporation or reduction of molecular oxygen
Source: RefSeq, a predicted model, not a curated record